Pseudogymnoascus destructans is the source of this 1198-nucleotide messenger RNA. RefSeq lists its product as uncharacterized. The record is from RefSeq and is a predicted model, not a curated record. Gene Ontology annotation, cellular component: endoplasmic reticulum membrane. Gene Ontology annotation, biological process: protein N-linked glycosylation; cellular response to oxidative stress. NCBI's taxonomy places the organism in Eukaryota, Fungi, Ascomycota, Leotiomycetes, Thelebolales, Thelebolaceae. The coding region runs from base 410 to 1198 and encodes 262 amino acids. The transcript has 5 exons.
AUGUAUGUGUUUGAAACAAAAGAAACUUGUUUGGGAAGCAUAAGGACACAAUCAGCCAGUAAAUAACAUUUAGGCCUUCGACGUCAACCUUGGCGCCAUUCCUCUCAAAUAUUUAUGCUUGAACUGUACGCGCGCAUGUUCUGGACUACUGCCACUUUCGUCAACAAUCUUUAAUCCUUCUAUUUUAUUUACAACUGGAAAACGCAGUCGCUGUUUUGUGGCUCAACCGACUAUUGGGAAAGUUUCCGUGUGCCGACACAUUCCCUAUCCAAACCAAAGCAACCUCUCAACACCAAUCUCGACUACAACCACUAGCACCUUGGAAACACCCUACCAUCCUCCCACAAACACCUAAACCUGCAAUGCGACAGCACAUGCCGUAAUCCCCAACCCUCUGGCGCCGCAUCAUAUGCCUUUCCCCUCGCGCCCCUCUUCGCCCAUCACCCAACCGCCGACGCCCACACCCCCCUACUCGAACCACCACGCCGCCCUCCCCCCCUCCACCACCAGCAAACCCCCCCAAUCCUCGAAACAAAAACCAACCUCCCCCAUCACCGGGCCCCGUCAGGACGCCCGGCACGACCCCCGUCAGGACCACCCCCGCCGCCGAUCCGUCCUCCACCCCUCCAUCGCCGUCCUGCUGGGCGUCAACACACACUGGCACAUCCCGCUCCUCGUCUGUCGCGGCCUCAGUACGCUUCCAGCGGCGUGGUGGGGGCUGAGAUGUCUGUUGACGUUUGUGGGGGAGUGCGGUGCAUCAGCAUACCUAUCGUUCUUUUUCACGGACUGCCUCAUGUCGCGCUGGCUCGUCCAUUACACCCCCCAAGCAACACUCGUCCGCCUCCUCACGAUAAACUCUAUAAACGCCUACAUAACAUCCUGGGUCCUCUAUCUCUCCGGCGGGAGCGAGGACCCGAGGCAGCUGUUGCCGGCUUGGAUAAGCAUUGCCAGCACCCUAACAGUAGCCUACCACACCACCCAACGGCACAUCAACAUCCGCCGCGAAACCCGCGAGACAAUCUCCAUCUUCUCCCUCGCCUCCUUCACCAGCAUGGCCCUGCUGCUCAUCCAACUGCACCUCUCUCGUGUAAACACCAUGCCCGUGCCGCCGAUCUUUCAGUUGUUGGGGAAGGCGUGGGAGGUGGGGAAGAAGGUUGUUAGGAGGACGGGGUUGGGGCCUGUGGGGAGGGAGUUAUAG